GCCAGAAAUAAAAGUGCAGAAGAAGAAGACUUGCCUCCUGCUUACAGGAAAUGUUGACUUCAUCAGCCUGCUGGGUGCAUGCAUGUCUGUCUCUGUUGUCUUCAUCAGAUUAACCCCAACAUAUCGCUGGUCCAGAGAGUGGAUGCUGCCUUCACGUCCUGCUGGUCUCCAUCCUCCCAUUUCAGCUGAGCCUCAACUCCGAAUGUGUGUGUUGCAAGUUGAUGGUGUGUGCACCUGACUGUGCCUAUUGGCCCACCAUGUCCCCGUGUCCCUCAACGCUCCAGCUGACUCCAUUGGUGUGUCUUGGCCUCCUCUGUCUGCUGCUGCUCUUCACUGACUCCACAGUAUCUAAGAAGGGCUCAACCCAGCCUCUGAACACAACACAAGCUAACUGCUCCACUGCACUCAUUCCUGGAGGUGUUUGUUCCCCGGGGGAUAAUGGUGAUGUCAGUGUAAAUGCAACCGAUCUACAACUGAAAGGGCACUUAAAAGGCGAACAGGAGGACCAGUUUCCCACCAGCUCAUCUUUGUCCGUCAGCCAUACCUCCAUCAGCCACGCGUUAAAUGACUCUGUAGCGCUCAUCCAGCCUUCUACCAUCACAGGCUCGCCCACGCCGGCGGCUCACACCGAACCCACCAGCAGCGCUGGUGCUACCACGACCGCAGCUACACAACCUGUUGGGAACGUAGUCCCAACCGCUUCGCUGGGGACUUCUGCAACCACGCCAGCACCACCGUCUGCUGCCACCAACAGCUACGUCUACCACAGCUACGUCUAUAACCGCUACGUCUACCACAGCUACAUCUACAACCGCUACGUCUACCACACUGACGACUACAAAAACAACAGCAAUAACUACACCACCAUCUGCUGCCACAACAGCUACGUCUACAACAACGCCAACAUCUACAGCAGCAGCCACAGCUCCACACCCUUCAACAUCUGUAAAAGCAAGAACCAGACAUACAACGGCUAACCCAACCGUUGCUAUGACUACAACCACCGGUACA
This is a messenger RNA of Perca fluviatilis (European perch), 1011 nucleotides long. RefSeq lists its product as uncharacterized. NCBI's taxonomy places the organism in Eukaryota, Metazoa, Chordata, Actinopteri, Perciformes, Percidae. The transcript has 4 exons. The coding region runs from base 222 to 977 and encodes 251 amino acids. The record is from RefSeq and is a predicted model, not a curated record.